Penicillium pulvis is the source of this 1614-nucleotide messenger RNA. Its product is annotated as putative carboxylesterase. NCBI's taxonomy places the organism in Eukaryota, Fungi, Ascomycota, Eurotiomycetes, Eurotiales, Aspergillaceae. The transcript has 2 exons. Gene Ontology annotation, molecular function: carboxylic ester hydrolase activity. The coding region runs from base 1 to 1614 and encodes 537 amino acids. The record is from RefSeq and is a predicted model, not a curated record.
AUGCAUUUUUAUAUAGUCUUAUUGGUUGCAGGUCUAGCGCCCGAUCUACUAUCGGCUUCGUCUUUACCCCGGUCGGGUAUUGUGGAUCUCGGAUACUCGCAGUACCAGGGGAUAUCCUUGCACAACGGCGUUGACGAGUUUCUCGGCAUAAGAUAUGCCAAGGCACCAGUGGGUGAAUUGCGAUUUCGAGCGCCACAGGACCCUGAAUCUACGAAUGAGGUUUUAGAUGCAUCAUCGUUUGGUGCCGUUUGUAUAGGCGUUGGUCAAACAACCAGCGCCGCAUAUGCAGAAGACUGUCUGUUUGUCAAUAUUUAUAGGCCCAAUAAUGCGUCUACGAAUGCAAAUCUCCCCGUGUGGGUGUUUAUCUCCGGGGGUGGAUACGCGGAUCUGUCCAACGCGAAUUAUAACGGCAGUGAAGUCGUACAGCAAUCAGGCCAUGGUAUCGUCUUGGUCAACUUCAACUAUCGGGUUGGUGUACUGGGAUUUUUGGCUGGCGAGGAAGUGCGCAAGAAUGGGGAUCUGAAUGUGGGGUUGCUUGAUCAGAGGAAACUGCUGUCUUGGGUCCAGCAGAAUAUCCAUCUCUUUGGUGGGGAUCCUGACCAUGUGGUUAUUCACGGCGACUCGGCAGGUGCAGGAUCGGUCGCGCAUCAUAUCACGGCUUAUGAGGGUCGUGACAUGAACCUUUUUGCUGGCGCCAUUGCCGAGUCAAAUUUCUGGCCUACACAACGAACAGUUGCGGAAAUGGAAUUCCAAUACACGCGAUUUGUAAAAGAUACUGGGUGUGACGAUGCCAAUGAUACACUCGCUUGUCUUCGUACUGUUAAUAUUCAGACGAUCCAAGACUAUGAUGUGGAUGAGCCUUUCCCAGGUGGAAGCAGCAGUCCUGUACCCCUGUGGUACUGGCUUCCCGUGGUGGAUGGCGAUUUAGUGCCUGACCUUCUAUACACCCUCUUCGAACAGGGCAAAGUGGUUCAUGUUCCAGUGAUGGUCUCGGAUGACACCAAUGAAGGAACUGCCUUCGCGGUCAACGCGACUAGUUCCGCCGAAGUGUCGCAGUUUAUGAAGAACAACUACCCCGGACUCACGGAAGACCAGCUCAAAGGAAUCAAUAAGGAGUACCCGUUAGUGAAGGCCCUGCCCAAACAUGCGGCUUAUUUCCCCUCUGCAGCCGCUGCGUAUGGUGACUCGACAUUCACCUGUCCGGGAAACCACAUGUCAGCCUCGAUGGCACGAUUUGUCUCGUCGGAUAAGGUGUGGAAUUAUCGCUGUAAUAUUCUUGAUCCAACAGAGAUUGCGGAUGGAAUGGGCGUUCCACAUGUAUUCGAAAUGCCGGCGGUUUUUGGCCUUGGUGAAACCAACGAAGCGUCGGCCUCUUUUGCCACCACCAACGCCGAUAUGGUUCCCAUUGUCAUGGACUACUACAUCAGUUUUAUCAAAGCACUGAAUCCAAACAAAUUUCGGAAUGAAAAUGCCCCUAUGUGGUGGGCUUGGGGAUCUGGAAUUGGGGAGCGGUUAAGACUGCAAACCAACUCCACUGCAAUGGAAGAGGUGCCUAAGGCGCAAGUGCAACGAUGUGCGAUGUGGCGGAAGUUAGCAACGGCGAUGGAGCAGUAA